UUUGCUAUAGAAAGAUGUUAAAGACCUUUAAAACUAUAAUAACAUUACUUCUGCUAACAAUAUUGCUGUCCCGAUCAAAUGGCCAGCAUAAUCCACAUUGGUGGUCGAAUCGCAACACCAUAGUCCAUUUAUUCGAAUGGAAAUGGCUGGAUAUCGCGCGAGAAUGUGAGGAGUUUUUGGCUCCUCGCGGUUUUGCUGGCGUACAAGUGUCUCCGGUAACGGAAAAUGUUAUUGUUGCCAACCGUCCCUGGUGGGAACGUUAUCAACCGAUGUCCUAUAAGUUGCAAACACGUUCCGGUUCGGAGCAAGAAUUUGCCGAAAUGUGUCGUCGUUGCAAUAAUGUGGGCAUACGUAUUUAUGUCGAUGUUCUACUUAAUCAUAUGGCUGCCGAUCAAUAUCAGCCGGCGGUGGGUACAGCUGGCUCUAUAGCUGAUCCAGGGGCAAAGUCUUUCCCUGCUAUACCAUUUACCGAAUUAGAUUUUCAUUCGACUUGCGAGAUUUGGGAUUGGAAUGAUCGUUAUCAGGUGCAAAAUUGUGAACUGGUGGGUUUGAAAGAUUUGGAUCAAAGCAGUGAAUGGGUAAGGGAACGUUUGGUGGAGCUUUUGGAUCAUUUAGUGGAGUUGGGUGUGGCAGGUUUCCGGGUGGAUGCAGCAAAACAUAUGAGGGCUAGUGAUUUGGAGAUCAUUUACAAUCGUGUACGCGAUUUAAAUGUGGAUCAUGGUUUUGCCCCCAGCUCCCGCCCCUUUAUCUAUCAGGAAGUUAUCGAUCAUGGCCACGAAACUGUCAGCAAAUACGAAUACAAUCAAUUGGGUACGGUAACAGAAUUUCGUUUUUCCGAAGAAAUCGGUAGAGCUUUUCGUGGUCACAAUCAAUUGAAAUGGCUGCAGAAUUGGGGCCCUCAAUGGGGUUUUCUACCGAGUGAACAUGCCUUAGUUUUCGUUGAUAAUCAUGACAAUCAACGUGAUGGCGGAGAGGUUUUAACCUAUAAAACUUCGAAACAAUAUAAAAUGGCGACAGCUUUUGCUCUGGCAUAUCCUUAUGGUAUAACCCGUAUUAUGUCUUCCUUUGAUUUUUCUGAUCGUGAUCAGCCACCUCCUCAAACGAUCGCGGAAGAGAUUAUAUCUCCCGAAUUUGAUGAGAUCACUGGAGCUUGCACUAAUGGCUGGGUUUGUGAGCACAGAUGGCGUCAAAUUUAUAAUAUGAUUGAGUUCAAAAAUGUUGUAGGCCCGGCGGGCAUUAAUGACUGGUGGGAUAAUGGUGAUAAUCAAAUUGCCUUUUGCCGUGGUAAUCGGGGUUUUGUGGCUUUUAAUGGUCAAUCGUAUGAUCUAAAAGAACGUUUAAUGACUUGCCUGGAACCGGGUGUUUAUUGUGAUGUUAUUUCGGGUUCAAAAGUUAAUGGUCAAUGUACUGGUAAAACGAUCUUAGUGGAAUUAUGGGGUUAUGCUGAUAUCUUUAUAGGUUCCCAGGAAGAAGAUGGUGUUUUGGCUAUACAUCAAGAUUCCAAAUUGUAAAAAACAGGGACCUAAUGGAAAAAUAAAACUCAGAUGAUUUAAAUUUUCAAAAAUACAAUACAUUUUUUUUUUUAUU
Lucilia sericata (common green bottle fly) is the source of this 1587-nucleotide messenger RNA. RefSeq names its product alpha-amylase-related protein. Gene Ontology annotation, molecular function: cation binding; alpha-amylase activity. Bases 15 to 1511 code for a protein of 498 amino acids. The transcript has 2 exons. NCBI's taxonomy places the organism in Eukaryota, Metazoa, Arthropoda, Insecta, Diptera, Calliphoridae. The record is from RefSeq and is a predicted model, not a curated record. Gene Ontology annotation, biological process: carbohydrate metabolic process.